This is a messenger RNA of Drosophila teissieri, 1732 nucleotides long. RefSeq names its product proton-coupled folate transporter. The transcript has 9 exons. Gene Ontology annotation, molecular function: transmembrane transporter activity. Gene Ontology annotation, cellular component: membrane. Lineage: Eukaryota; Metazoa; Arthropoda; Insecta; Diptera; Drosophilidae. Gene Ontology annotation, biological process: transmembrane transport. The record is from RefSeq and is a predicted model, not a curated record. The coding region runs from base 168 to 1655 and encodes 495 amino acids.
AGUUAGUCUAUCACUCGAGUUCGGCGCGCGCGGAGGUUUAACACAGUUCCCGCUACGAUAUAUUGCUUGGUUGAAUGAAUCGCUAAUUCCUUUGUCUACACGAUAAUUGCUGCGAUCGCUUUGUUGCAUUAGGUGAGCGAUAAGACCGUGACCUUGAGUUCAGCAGAAUGCUUAGAGAUGAUGAGGAGCCAAUUAUUGGCAGUAAUGAUGAGCUGCUGGACACCGAAGUGCUUUCCCCACCUACCAAUAGGAUUUUCGCUAGCUGGCUGAAAAGACCCCGCUCGCUUAUUUUAGAGCCCGCCGUAUUUCUGGUUUUCUUUGGCAGAUUCCUAACAGAUGCCGUUUACCAGAACCAGAUACUCUACCAGACCUGCGUCACGGUCAUGAAAUAUAAUGCCACCGAAUGCGAGCCAUUUCUCGGUACGGAUCGUGCCUCCGAUGAGGUUAAGAAGAUCGAGGGGCAAGUUCAGGAGUAUGCCUCCACCAUCACAAUGAUAAGCUCAAUGCUCGAGAGCACCAUUCCCGCCAUAGUUAGCCUCUUCCUGGGACCCUGGUCAGAUAAGUUCGGCAGAAGGCCCAUCCUGCUAUCCACAUUUACAGGCUACUUUAUCAGCGCCAUCAUCCUGGUAGUUCUUACUCAAAUAACGACUGCCGUCAAUAUCAGUCCCUGGUGGUUCCUGUUGUCCUGUGUGCCAUCUGUGUUUAGCGGGGGCACCUGCGCCCUCAUCACCAUCCUCUACUGCCAUGUAUCGGAUGUCGCCACCGAGAAUAAGCGAGCCAUGAGAAUGGUGACAAUGGAAGCUGCCCUAGGCCUGGGCAUGAUGGCUGGCGGAGUGGCUAGUGGAUACAUCUAUGCGGCUACUGGAGCUUCCACACUCUUUAUCUUGGUGGGCUCCAUCAUCUCCAUUGCGCUUAUUUACGUCUACUUCUUUGUGCCCGAGAGUCUGAAGUCUGAAGACUUGCAAAGUGGGUCUCGAAUCCGCGAGUUCUUCCGUUUGGACCUAGUUAAGGUCCUCGUUAAGACCUGCAUCAGGAAACGCGAGAACUACGAUCGUGCUAUCAUCUGGUUUGUGAUGAUGUCGCUGACAUUGUGCGUUUUUGCCAUGGAGGGCGAGUCAACAGUGAACUACAUGUUUAUGCGCAAGCAGUUCGACUACACUGUCCAGGACUACAGUGUGUUUAACGCGGCAAGGGUGGUCAUUCAAGUGGUUGGCAGUACCAUCGCCAUGAUCCUACUGCGUCGGCUUCUUGGACUGUCCACCAUCAUGAUGACCCUUCUAGCCUUUGCCUGUUGUGUUCUUGAGAGCACGGUCAGAGCCACGGCCGUAUAUGGCAGCGAGAUGUACUUGGCUCUAAUAGUGGGCAUGAUGCGGGGCGUCAUGUCGCCCAUGUGCAAGGCCAUCCUGUCGCACGUGACUCCCAGCUCGGAGUUGGGUAAAAUCUUUUCCUUAACUACUUCCCUGCAGUCCAUCUCCCCUUUAGGAGCGGCGCCUCUCUAUACGGCCGUAUACCAGGCCACUGUAAACUUUUAUCCGGGCAUCUUUAACUUCAUCAGUGUGGGAUUGUACUUCCUGUGUUACUGCAUGUCGGCAGCGGUCUUCGGCAUUCAAAAGUCAAUGGGCAGCGACAGCGUUUACCAGGCCAUAGGAAGUUGACCUAGACAUCACGCAUUGGAAUAGAUCCCAAUCGAGAUGUGAACCAUUCAUAGGCCAGUGUAUCAAUAUGAUUUCCA